AUAACUCCUUGCCUUGUUCCGGUUCUCACUAUUCACGUCCUAAGAUGGCGGACCGGCGGCGAAGGAGGAGGCUCCGGGACAGCGAAGACGACGACGAAUCAGGUUCUGGUUCGGGUUCGGACAGCGGGAGGUCGGGAUCCCCGGUGAAUAAGACCUGGGAGAGACACCCUGACCCGGCGGAGGCCACAGUGGUCCGGACUGAAGCAAAGAAGGACACGGAGUCCGAGUGUGAGAGUGAAGAUGGGGUAGGAGAAGCUGUCCUGUCUGAUUACGACAGUGCAGAUCAAGAGGAAAACGGCUCUCAUUCAGAGGGAGUGGAAGAAGAAGAGGAGGCAGAGCAGUACAGUGAUGAAGAAGCUCCAGCAGUAGCCAGCGAGCCCAAACCCUCAGCUGCCGAUGGUCCGCCGCAGGGAGAGGAGCAGGGGGGUGAUGAAGAGGAGGAUGUGGCAGCAGCAGAGGGGCAGGGAGAAGUGUGCAGUAAAGAGGAGAACAAGGCUGAGCAAAAAGGAAAUCUAGCCGGAGAGAGACAGAGUGGUGAUGGACAGGAGUCCACAGAUGAUCCUGAGACGAAGGCUGGAGGAAAGCCUGGCCAGCAGCUUGAUGAUGAUGAGGACAGGAAGAACCCGGCCUACAUCCCCAGGAAGGGUCUGUUCUUCGAACACGAUGUCAGAGGGCAUGCUCAGGAGGAGGAGAGACCUAAAGGUCGAAACAGGAAGUUGUGGAAAGACGAGGGUCGCUGGGAGCAUGACAAGUUCAGGGAGGAUGAGCAGGCGCCAAAGAGCCGUGAAGAGCUCAUUGCCAUCUACGGAUAUGACAUCCGAAACGGUGGUGGCCAUGGAGACCGGCCGUACAGGCAGCGCAGGCCCAGACAGAAUGGUUCUCCCAGCAGAGACAAAUGGUGGAAGGAGGGAGGAGAGCGGCCAGUCAGAUCCUGGCAAAGUGGAGGAGGUCUGAAUAGAGGAGGAGCUCCUCCACCUUCAUCCAUCCACCCAUCCUCUAUAUCCCCCUCCUCUCACCCUGUCUCCUCUGCCCAGCGCAGCAGCAACCCCUCCAGGCCGCCUCUUUCCCGCAGCAGACCAUCCCACCAGAAUAAUGGCCCACCUCAAUCCCAUUACAGGAAUAAUGAAUCAAAUGUACCCCAGAUGUAUCCUAGAGAACGACAGGGCCCUAAAGCUCAGUCGGAUCACGCAGGAGACAGGAGUGUGGGUAGCAGGGGAGGGCGUAGGGGAAGAGGGGGCCCCUCUGUGGUCAUUGAGGACACUACAGUCAGCCAAGGAGGUGCUGGGGAACAGGACUCAAGCUUAAGUGUUGUAACGACAGCGGCAUCAUCUCAGCCGGGUGGUUACCAGUCUGCAUCACCGAGGCGACAGCAGCAGGAACAGCGGGGGAGUACUGACAGAUCAGUGUCUGGAUUAGCUGCUUCUCCCUCCACCUCUGACCCCUCUCUUCAGUCAUCAGCAACUGUGACCAAUCGGGAACCCUCUCCUCCCACAGAGCGGCCGGUGGAGCGUAAAUCUUAUUCACUGGCUCGUAGGACUCGUUCUCGGGCCGUAGACUUGGGUAGCAAACAGCCGUCUGUGGAGGAGUCUGCCACUGGAGGGAAUGCCACCUCCACUGGUGGCAUGGGAGGGAACGGCUGGACAGGAGGAACAGAUGGGCCGAGCCAGGCAGGAGAAGGAGGAGGAGGUGGAGGGCUGGCUGAGCUGGACCAGGACAUGGCACGAAUCAGUCUAGGAGGACAGACCUGGAGCCCAAGCCCGACAUCAUACAUCCACUCUGAGAUGAGAGGUCUACCCAACACCAUGCACAUCCCUGGCGGACCCCCUCAGUUCUCUAGCAUGGAGGAAAUGGGUGUUGGCUCCAGUCGGGCCAAACGCUACUCCUCCCAGCGUCAGAGAGCUGUCCCUGAGCCAACAGCGCCCAUGCACCUGGGAGUGAUGGAGGGACACUACUAUGAACCCAUGUCGUACCAGGGACCAAUCUAUGCCCACGGGGAUGCCCCCACCACAAUCCCACCACAAGGCAUGCUGGUCCAGCCUGAGAUGCACAUCCCCCACCCUGGUCUCCAUCCCCACCAAUCAGGUGGUCCAAUCGCUAACCCCGCCCUCUAUGGAGGCCCACCUGUAUCUCUGUCACCGGGGCAACCACAGCAACUGCUGCCACCUCCUUUCUACCCUCCGCCAGGCGUCGUGACCUUCCCCUACCCUGCCAUAUACCCAAACCCACAGGGUCAGUCCCAGGUGACCUACGGAGGCGUGACGUACUACGACACGAUGCAGCAGCAGGCUCAGCCCAAGCCUUCACCGCCCCGCCGCACGUCUCAGCCUGUCACCGUCAAGCCCCCCCCUCCAGAAAUGCCCCUCACCUCAGAGUGACCUCACCCCUCCCUGCCACCCAGUCUCAGCCUCAUUCUGAUCAGAAAACUACAGGAGCGGGGCGGGAGGUUCGGUGAGGAGCUGCGGUCGCCAAUAGCAACCACCAACAUUAAUGAGGGAGGGAUGGAUAGACAAAGGUGAAAAUGAACUCUGUAGGUGACCCACAACUUCAUUGUUGGAAUGUGGCUUUUCUCCUGUUUUUCUCUCCUCUGUUUCUGACACUGUAGCAGUCAGGCUGUCAGCCGUGUUCUGCGAGUCACAGAUUUGAUCCCACCAGCGUGUCUUUGAGCAACAGUGCUGAUGAUUCUCUUAAGUAAAAAAAAAAAAAAAAAAAAAAGGUCUGCCUGUAAAAUCGAUAAGUUCAAACCCUUUAGAGUCACUUGAUUUAACAUCGAGGGGUGGGACAGUCAGAUUCUGAGCUGUCAGGUAAUGUGUCGAAAUGUAAAUGUAGGGAUUAGAGCUGUAAAUGCCCCGUUUUAAAGUAUUUUGUUUUCAUGGUGAGGUUUCCUGUUAAAAUGGGAGUUUGACUGAAUCCCGGAAGCUGUUUGUUAAUGUAAACAGUGGGACACUCUAUUAUCCAUUUAUCUGAUCUGUUUCAGCUUUUAGUUUUAUUAUACAGAAAUCGGGAGGUAGAUGUGUUUUCAUUUUAACAAGGUACACACAAAGUAAAUAUAAAGCAGGUUUUGUCCGUAAUUCGAGGCAUGUUUGUGAGAAUCAGUUUUGUAUAUAGUUUGACUGCAGCUCUUUGUGUCAGUUUACAUGUUCAUAGCUGACCUGGUGCUUCCUAAAAACCUCCAGAUGUUACUAUCACGUUAAAGCUGGUUGGCGUUUGUUAGAUCUGGGUGCUCUUACACCUUAAGAGUUUUGCUUGCUUUGUUUGUUUCUUUGACUAAAUGAUUUUUUUUAACUUUACUAUAACUGACUCAAUCAGUUUACUACCCCUACCUUUUAGGCUUAUUACCUCUUAAAAUAAAGCAGUCUACUUGUGACCCCCGCUCACUGCAGGUGUCAGGAGUGAAGUUUUGACUUUUAAGCCUCUCAUACCAUCACCUAUCAGUCUAAUUUUAAUUCAUUUCUAACUCUCAAAAGGUAAAAUUAUCCUGUUUUUGUUUGUUUGUUUGUUUUUUCUUCCACAUAAAGGGCAAUAUUUGUGUAGUAGAGAACUACGUUGCACCAAGGGCUGUAACUAAUGAUAGUUUUUUAAAAAUGUCCACCAGUCCAAAGUGAAGUGUUCAAAUGAUAUUUUGUUUAACCAACAGUCGAAAACCCGGUGGUGUUUCGGUGGUGUUAAAUAAAGAGAGAAAGCCCAUUUACUCAUAAAGCUGCAUAAGUCAGAUGUUUAUAUACACUUAGGUCAUUAAAACUGAUUUUUUUGUUUGUUUGUUUAAAUCACUCCGCAGAUGUCAUGGUAACAAACUUUCAUUUUGGCAAGUUGGUUAGGUAGGACGUACUUUAUGCAAGUAAUUUUUCUAGCAGUUUAUAGAUUAUUUCACUUAUAAUUCACUAUAUCACAAUUCCAGUGGGUCAGAGGUUUACAAACACUCAGUUGACUGUGCCUUUAAACAACUUGGAAAAUUCUAGAAAAUCAGGUGAUGGCUUUAGAAGCUUCUCAUUGGCAAAUUGACAUCAUUUGAGUCAAUAGGAGGUGCAGCUGUGGAUGUAUUUUAAGGCCUACCUUCAAACUUAGUACCUUCUUGUUUGACAUCAUGGAAAAAUCAAAAGAAAUCAGCCAAGAGCUCAGAAAAAAUUGUGGACCCCCACAAGUCUGGUUCAUCCUUGAGAGCAAUUUCCAAACAUUUGAAGGCACCACAUUCAUCUGUACAAACACUACUACGAAAGUGUAAACAUCAUGGGACAACGGAGCCAUCAUAUCACUCAGGAAGGAGAUGCGUUCUGUCUCUUAGAGAUGAACGUACAAAUCAGCUCCAGAACAAUAGUGAAGACACUGGAGGAAACGGGUACCAAAGUAUCUGUAUCCACACUAAAGUGAGUCCUAUAUCUACGUAACCUGAAAGGCUGCUCAGCAAGGAAGAAGCCUCUGCUCCAAGACCGCCAUAAAAGAGCAGACUAUGGUUUGUAGCUGCACAUGGAAACAAAGAUCUUACUUUAUGGAGAAAUGUCCUCUGGUCUGAUGGGGAAAAAAAAUUUAACUGGCCAUAAUGACAAUCGUUAUGUCUGGAUAAAAAAAGGGGGAGGCUUGCAAGCUGAAGACCACCAUCCCAACCAUAAAGCAUGGGGAUGGCAGCAUC
This is a messenger RNA of Monopterus albus (swamp eel), 4624 nucleotides long. It is a transcript of the gene casc3, whose product is annotated as casc3 exon junction complex subunit. The coding region runs from base 45 to 2375 and encodes 776 amino acids. The record is from RefSeq and is a predicted model, not a curated record. NCBI's taxonomy places the organism in Eukaryota, Metazoa, Chordata, Actinopteri, Synbranchiformes, Synbranchidae. Gene Ontology annotation, cellular component: exon-exon junction complex. Gene Ontology annotation, molecular function: mRNA binding. The transcript is spliced from 12 exons. Gene Ontology annotation, biological process: mRNA processing.